AUAUACACCAACUAAAGCAACUAAAAUGAAGAAACAUAGCAAGAUGAUAUCUUCAACCAUGCAUAACUUUCCCUCAAGCAUGCUACUUCUCCUUGUAAUCCUAACCGCAAAUCUCUUCCUCCCUUCACACUCAGAAAAUUGCAGCCCACAUGACAAAAAAGCUCUUCUCCAAAUCAAAAAAGAAUUUGGCAAUCCAACCAAACUCUCUUCAUGGGAUCCAAACACCGACUGCUGUAAGAGCGCAUGGGCCGAUGUCGGUGAGAGCACAUGGUCAGGUGUCUCAUGCGACACCGACGCACUACCUUACCGCAUCGCCUACCUCGUUCUCUCCGACCUCGACCUCCCUCAACCCGUCUCCAUUCCACCCUCCCUCGCUAAUCUCCCUUUCCUCUUUUACCUAUCUCUCUCUGGCAUGCCCAACCUCGUCGGCGCUAUCCCUCCGUCAAUCACUAGCCUCACCAAACUCGGGUACCUCUACUUCAACAACAACAGCAUCACCGGCACGAUACCCAACACCAUCUCACAGAUCAAAAGCCUCUUAUUCCUCGACCUCUCUCACAACAAACUCACCGGUCCCCUCCCGGACACUCUCUCCUCUCUCCCAAACCUUCAUGGAAUCACCUUAAACAACAACAAACUCUCCGGCUCUAUACCAGAAUCAUACGGCUUGCUUUCGGAUUCACUUUCAGUCCUAUCUCUUUCGAGAAACCGUCUCUCCGGGAAUAUUCCUGCAUCUUUUUCGAAACUGAACCUUUCGGUUGUGGAGUUGUCACAUAACUCAUUGACGGGUGAUGCUUCGGUGUUGUUUGGUUCAAACAAAAACACUGGGAAGAUAUUGCUGGCCUCGAACUCGCUGGCUUUUGAUAUUGGGAAAGUUGGGUUGUCAGCGAGUUUGAAUUUUCUGGAUUUGAGGAACAAUAAAAUCUACGGUACGCUGCCGAAGGAAUUGACGGGACUGAAGGAACUGCGUAAUUUGAACGUGAGCCACAAUAAUUUGUGUGGUGAGAUUCCACAAGGUGGCCACUUGAGAAGGUUUGAUGAGUAUUGUUAUGCUCAUAACAAGUGUUUGUGUGGUUCUCCUCUUCCCGCAUGCAAGACUUGAAUUAAAUAAUGGAUCCCAUAGAAUUAUAUACCUAAAUAAAGAUGGUUGAAAUUUCAAUUUCAAUUCUUAAGGAUAAAUGUACUGAGAUGUGCAACUGAGAUGUGCGUUGGUUUGAAAUUGCACCACUUCUAGAAAUACUUGAUUGGAUAAUAAAGUGAAUUGAAAUAGAGAAAACAAAAACUAGUUUAUAAAAAUAGGCUUAAUUGUAAUUUUGGUCUCUAUUUAAGAUUUAUGUUUAACA
This is a messenger RNA of Vicia villosa (hairy vetch), 1343 nucleotides long. Its product is annotated as polygalacturonase inhibitor 2-like. The coding region runs from base 26 to 1102 and encodes 358 amino acids. Lineage: Eukaryota; Viridiplantae; Streptophyta; Magnoliopsida; Fabales; Fabaceae. The record is from RefSeq and is a predicted model, not a curated record. Gene Ontology annotation, molecular function: protein binding. The transcript has a single exon.